GCAAAUAAACUUGACAACUGGAAAAUGAAUUUUCUUCGCGACUAUUUUAUUUUUCUACUGCUCUGCAUUGAGAAAUAUGGAUUAUGUCAGAGCAAUAAUGGUGGAAUGUAUUCAUCUAGUGAUAUUCCCACACCGGCACCCAAAUUUAUAACAAAAGGACACUUAUAUAAGGCUGUUAUUGGUGAUACAAUCAUUUUACCAUGCAAAGUAAAGGAUUUAGGCGCAUAUAUACUAUUAUGGCGUAGGGGCACGUCUGUUCUUACAGCUGCAAAUCUAAUGGUGACAAGAGAUACACGAUUUAAAUUAGUUGAUGGCUACAAUCUUCAAAUUGCAAAUAUGAGAAUUCAAGACGCAGGCGACUACGUCUGUCAAAUAGGUGAUAGUGAAGAAGCAAGAGAUCAAGUCCAUACCGUUGAAAUAUUAGUACCGCCUUCAGUACGUCCAGUUCCACAGAAUGGACAAAUAACUGCACGCAAAGGCAGUUCUGUAACAUUAGAAUGUAAAGCAAGCGGCAAUCCCGUCCCAAAUAUUUAUUUUUAUAAAAAGAAUUCACAUUCACAAUAUCAUCUAAGUGAAGGUUCAACAUUAACACUUGAACGAGUCGAUCGAAAUCAUGCUGGUAUAUAUCAAUGCAUGGCUGAUAAUUCAGUACGGGAGCCAGCUUAUUCGGAUAUUGAACUAACAGUUUUGUCACCACCAGAAAUAAUUGCAGAAAAAACUUGGAUACACGCAGCAGAAGGAUGUGAUAUUCAAUUAGUGUGUACACUACAUGGUGAUAUCAAUUCAGAGAUGAUGUGGUAUUUAAAUUCAUUUCUACUUGAUCCGACUGAUAGAAGGUCUAUGUACUCGAAAGGAGAUAAAUACAUUUUGAACAUCACGAGCUUUCAGCAGAGUGAUUUUGGUAACUAUAGUUGUGUUGCCGAUAAUUCAUUGGGACGCACGAAAAAAUAUAUUGAAGUGUCAGGACGACCUGGACCAGCUGAAUUUCUAUCGCCAACAUAUAGUGGCCAUUUAGAUCGUUAUAAUCUUACAUUUAAGAUUGAAUCAAUUCCCGUCCUUGAGGAAAUCAAACUUCUCUAUCGAAAAUUAAUGAUGAAUGAGACAUAUCAACAUCCUGGUAAAUGGCAUGAUCAGAUUCUACAUCCAUCGGUACAGCGAUUUGAUUCAAAAACGUUCAUCAUGUCAUAUAUCAUAAUUGCAUUAGAACAUAAUUCCGUUUAUGAAGUAAUGGUGCAAGCAAAAAAUGUAUACGGUUGGAAUGAGGUGAGCGACAUACACCAAUUUUACACGAGAAGUUAUGAAAUCAGUAUGGAGGAUCUGGAAUAUGUAAUGAGCUCUAUAUCGUUAGGAACGAGAACAGCAUCAUAUGGCGAUAAAUUUUUGAUUAUACUAAACGUUUUCGUGGUAGUAUGCCUCAUGAUGAAGAGGUGACCGUAUUCAUCACGAUAAUCAGUAAAUUUACCAUUCAAAACUUCUCAUGAAGGAUGAGAAGUUUUUAGUUUUCAUCUAAUAUGAAUGAGAAACGUUUACGUAAAGGGAAGAAAAGAGAUGAAAGUAAAUCGGAUAGAAAUGAAAACAUUUAUAGAAUAAAACUGUAGAUGAUAAGAUGAAAAUUUCCCUUCUUUGACUGAAUAAUAGCAGCAAUGGAAACGGAUAAUUAUAUUGAAAAGAGAA
This is a messenger RNA of Chironomus riparius, 1674 nucleotides long. Lineage: Eukaryota; Metazoa; Arthropoda; Insecta; Diptera; Chironomidae. The record is from the annotation of a GenBank genome assembly.